Messenger RNA from Lindgomyces ingoldianus, 970 nucleotides. RefSeq names its product NAD(P)-binding protein. Gene Ontology annotation, biological process: triglyceride catabolic process; phosphatidic acid biosynthetic process. The record is from RefSeq and is a predicted model, not a curated record. Gene Ontology annotation, cellular component: endoplasmic reticulum; lipid droplet. Gene Ontology annotation, molecular function: acylglycerone-phosphate reductase (NADP+) activity; triacylglycerol lipase activity. Lineage: Eukaryota; Fungi; Ascomycota; Dothideomycetes; Pleosporales; Lindgomycetaceae. The transcript is spliced from 3 exons. The coding region runs from base 34 to 897 and encodes 287 amino acids.
CUGAAAUCGCCAAUUGCCCGAUUAGGAGUUACGAUGCCGCCAGCGGAGCAGGGAUACGCCUUGAUUACGGGAUGCACUCCUGGUGGCAUUGGGCAUUUCCUUUCGCUUGAAUUUGCAGAUAACGGUUUCACUGUCCUCUCCACCGUUCGCGAUCCCUCCAAAUACCCCUCCCCCCACCCAAAUAUAACCUACCUCCCCCUUGAACUCUCAAGCAAUGAAAGCCUCACUUCCCUGUGCGAACGCGUCUCGGAGCUUACAAAUGGCCGUCUACACAUCCUCUGCAACAAUGCAGGCCGGAACUACACAGUCCCCGCCCUCGACUUCUCCGACGACGAACUCCUCGCUACCUUCGAUACAAACUUAUUCUCUAUCAUGCGGCUCUGCAAAGCCUUCGUGCCACUCCUAAUCGCCGGACACGGAACCAUCGUGCAAAUAGGUAGUCUGGCGGCCGUUAUGCCGUAUGUAUGGGGCGCUCCGUACAAUGCAAGCAAAGCGGCGUUGCACGCGUAUUCCGACACUCUGCGUCUGGAAUUGGCGCCGUUGGGAGUCCGAGUCGUGACGGUUGUGACGGGCGGUGUGAAGAGCAAUAUCGCGCGCACGCUUCGCGAACUUCCGCGGGAUAGCUACAUGCAGCCACUAGCAGCCGAAUAUGAGCGUAGGUUGACACACAGCCAGCAAUUGGGCAUGGACACGAAACAGUAUGCGCGGAGUGUCGUUAGGCAGGUGUUGAGGGGGGGUGGGUGGUUUAGUAGGAGCCCCUGGAUUUGGGAGGGGAAUAUGAGUUGGAUUGUUUGGUUUGCGUGGGCGUGGAUGCCGAGGGUGGUGUUUGAUUGGUAUUUCAACUGGAAUUUCAAGCUGUGGAAGUUGAGAGGGACGGGGGGUAAGAAGGGCUCGUGAACAUGGCUUGGAGACUGCUAGUUGGAGGUAAUACUGUCGGGAGUUCUUCUUCUUGGACAUCAAGGAAUUGGAG